CACGAAUUCGUCGAGUGAUCUCCGUCUCUCUCUCUCUUGUACGGAAACCGUCGAAAGUGCGGUCGUUCUGAUUAUUCAACAAGUUUUAUUUUUUGUUAUUCCCAAUUUGUGGGUUGGUGCUUCUCCCUACAAGCUAUAUUUUACCAGUAAUAUCACAAACAAUGGCAGCCCUUGUCCACGAAAAAGUUUGGCUGGAUAAAUCCAUCUACAGUGAUGCUGAGAAAAAUUAUUAUGAGUCUCUAUCCAAGGGGGGAGUUACUCCACUAGCGUUAUCUCAAUCGUCUUUGGCCAAUGAAGUGGCAAAAGCGAGACAGCACAUCAAAAACUCUCUAGAAUGUAUGGAUAAUGUGGCAUCAUUAGCUGGAGUUCCUAACACUGAAAUAAACAGCAAAAUUAUCAGCUUAGAGAAGGAGAACUGUGAUCUGAAAAAGGCUAUAAAUGAUCUUCGUAACUUGGUCAUCAGCCUGCAGGCUCGAGUUGAUUCCCUAGAGAACAAGGGUGAUAACAAGCCUGAAGCACCUAAGCCCAAGGCAGCAGCAGCACCUGUGAAGCCAGCAGCAGAGGCUCAGGAUUCAGAUGAUGGAGUGGACUUGUUUGGAUCUGAUGAUGAAGAGGAGACCGCAGAAGCAGCUAGAAUAAGAGAGGAACGCCUAGCUGCUUACAAUGCCAAAAAAGCUAAAAAACCGGUGCUCAUUGCAAAAUCCAAUAUUAUCUUGGAUGUAAAACCAUGGGACGACGAAACCGACAUGGCAGCUUUGGAGAAAGAAGUUAGAACCAUCGCCACUGAUGGUCUUCUGUGGGGUGCUGCGAAACUCGUGCCAUUAGCUUAUGGUAUCCACAAGCUGCAAAUUUCUUGUGUUGUUGAGGACGACAAGGUGUCAGUGGAUUGGUUAACUGAAGAAAUUGAGAAAUUUGAAGAUUAUGUUCAAAGCGUCGACAUCGCUGCUUUCAACAAAGUUUAACAAAAAGCUAAAACUCCGUUAAAUAAUUCAAUAUUUUUCGUAACAUAA
Molecule: messenger RNA, 1010 nt
Organism: Pectinophora gossypiella (pink bollworm)
Lineage: Eukaryota; Metazoa; Arthropoda; Insecta; Lepidoptera; Gelechiidae
Gene: eEF1delta
Product: probable elongation factor 1-delta
Exons: 7
Coding region: 162-962 (266 amino acids)
Biological process (GO): translational elongation
Cellular component (GO): cytosol; eukaryotic translation elongation factor 1 complex
Molecular function (GO): translation elongation factor activity; guanyl-nucleotide exchange factor activity
Source: RefSeq, a predicted model, not a curated record